AGACCGUUAUUUUCUCGGCCUGCCGGCGCGGCGGCCUCACCUCCACCCGCCCCGUCCCGUUUUGACGGCCCUUUCUCCCCUCUCCUCCGCGAGCGCCGCCGCAGUAGAACCCGGUGGUAACCCACUGCCGCAAGCAUCCCACCGCGCCGAGCUACGCGACGGACGCGGCGCGCGGCCCACAACCCAACCGCAGCGGCAACAACCGCUCUAUAAAGCAAUCCCCCCACCUACCGGCUCCGCGGCCUCGUUCGCUUCGCUUUCCCCCAAAUCCACCGCGGGCUCGAGCUCGGAGGAGAGGAGACGAGACGACCCAAGACUUUCUCACCCCCCUUUGCUUCCUGCGCAAUUCCUGCGGCAGCGCCUUUCUCUCUUUCAAUGGACAGCGACUACGUUGCCAGCCUGCUCAUGGGCAUGGGCUCAUCCGCCCCUGCGCUCGACUUCGCCGCGCUGGACGCCGGGUUCCUCGAAACGCUCUGCGGCGGCGGCGGCGGCCUCUUCGGGGUGUCCGGGGUCGCCGCGGGGGCCGGGUGUGGCGGCGUGUCCCCGGAGGGGUCGUCGGUGUCCGACCCGGCGUGGGCGCGCGCCAGGGGCGAUGACAAUGUCAGGAAGCGCAAGGCGCCGCCCACGGGGUCCGCCGGCGGCAAGGAAGCCUGCCCGGGCAAGGCUGCGGAGGCCAAGGGUCCGGACGGGAAGAGGUGCAGAGUGGGCGGCAGCGACAGCCCGGUGAAGCCGAAGGUAGAGGAGGUGGCGGCGAGCGACGCCUCGGUUGAACUCAAAGCGCAGAAGAAGGGCAAGGGGAAGACCGCCAAGCCGGCAGUCGAACCGCCCAAGGACUACGUCCAUGUCCGGGCGCGGCGAGGGCAGGCGACUGACAGCCACAGCCUCGCAGAGAGGGUUAGAAGAGAGAAGAUCAGCCAGAGGAUGAAGUUUCUGCAGGACCUAGUGCCAGGAUGCAACAAGGUAGUUGGCAAGGCACUCAUGCUCGAUGAGAUCAUAAACUACGUCCAGUCUCUGCAGCAGCAAGUCGAGUUCCUGUCCAUGAAGCUCGCCACUGUGAACCCACAGCUUGACUUCAGCAACCUGUCGACACUCCUACACAAAGACAUGUACCAACCAUGUGGCCCUUCGGCAAAUUCGGUCUUUCCACUGGAAAGUGACGGUGCAGCUUUCCCAUUCUGUGACCAAGCGGAUCUUUUCCACAGCUUUGGUUCGGGUUCGGCUGCUAUGGAGGAUCAGUGCUCUCUAAGCCUGCUAGACACGGCUCUGCCCCACGCGGCCAACCCACAGUUCGCUUUUCAAAAGCAGAGGGACUUCUGGGAGGAUGGCCUACAGAACGCCUUGCCUACCGGUAGUGAGCAAAGACAGGAGGAGGAUGGGCUUUUAGUACCCAACUUUGAUGGCCAGUUACAUGCUGACCAGACAAAGGUUGAGUUCUAGUCCCUGGUGAUCCUCCCAAGGUUGAUAUUUUUGUAUAUAGGUGGGUACCAAGACCUGUGGCAAGCAAAGCGCUCUCUCUCUCUGUGUGUCCGAAGCUGACCAUCAUUAGAGUCUAGGCCUGCGAACUGAUUUCGUUCCGUGAUAAUGCUGCAUGUAUGGCAUCUCGGUUCUUCCCACAGAGAUCAUGUGAUGUGAUCGACCUCGAGAAAUUAAAAGUAGAUUGUGUACUAGAUAUGGCGCAAAUAUUACAUGCGCCAUCUUCUAAAGUUGUACUGAUUGGUAUGUAAGGGCGCUGGGUGGUGUUGGAACGGAUACCGUGUACUGUUUUGUUGCUUUUUUUUCUCUAGUAUUAAUGAUUAUGAUGACGAAAGUCCAAGUAUCCUCUCA
Molecule: messenger RNA, 1824 nt
Organism: Zea mays
Lineage: Eukaryota; Viridiplantae; Streptophyta; Magnoliopsida; Poales; Poaceae
Product: BHLH transcription factor
Exons: 8
Coding region: 376-1437 (353 amino acids)
Biological process (GO): regulation of DNA-templated transcription
Cellular component (GO): nucleus
Molecular function (GO): protein dimerization activity; DNA-binding transcription factor activity
Source: RefSeq, a predicted model, not a curated record